AUGUCUUCCGCAGGGGUCCCUCGACGUGCUCAUCACCUUCUCAAGACGGACUUAUUCUUACGAAACACCUUCUACACCGACCUCAAUGACCGAGCCCUCGUAUCCUAUGAGAAAGCGAAGGCGAUCGGGCUUUCAUUUGACAUGAAAAUUGACGACAUCCUCCAUCUCACGCCCAAAUUCUGGCAAUUACACAACGAUCCAAUCUCACUCCAAGACGGCGCUGCUCUUACUCUGCUCACUAUUCAAUACAACCUGGCCGCCGGCACCAUCGCCCGAUACGCCCAACACCGUCCAGAUCUCGUACCUCUCGUGGAGGACCUGUUGCAGUUCCGGAAACACGGACAAUACAUGCUGACGGAGGUCGGACAUGGCUUGGAUAUCGGCAACAUUGAAACGACGGCGACCUUGCUUCCAUCGGGCGACUUUUCUCUCACCUCGCCUACGCCCUCGGCGGCGAAAUUCAUGCCCCCUACUGUCCCCGCCGGGCUCCCCUGCAUUGCCGUCGUCUUCGCAAAACUCAUUGUCGACGGCGAAGACCGCGGACACAGGCCCUUCCUCGUUGCGCUCAACGACGGCAAGGAAAUGUGCACAGGCGUCCAAGCGAGGUGCGUCCCCUUUCGCGACGGAACGCACCCCGUCUACCACUCAAUCACGACCUUCACGGAUGUGCGACUUCCGCGCGCAGCGCUCCUCGGCACCCUCGAGAAACCUGGAAGCAUGCACGAAAAUCUCAUGGACAUCAUCAGCCGCGUCUCCGUAGGCUCCAUCGCGGUGGGCUGCUUCGCGCUUCCCAUUCUCCAGUGCGUCGCCACCAUCGGCACCCUCUACUCCCUCCGGCGCCACGUCGGGCCCUCCGCGGACCCCGCGAGGCGCGUCCCGAUCCUCUCCUUCCGCACGCAGCAGGCCCCGCUGCUCGCCGCGGUCACGAACGCGUACGUCGUCCAGGCGUUCCAGCGCUGGGCGAUCGAGCACUUCUGCGCGGCGAGCGACCCGCGGCUGCGCCGCGCCAUCGCGGUCGUCUUCAAGGUCUUCGCGGUGCUGCACGCGCAGGAGAGCGGGCUCGCGGUCUCGGACCGGUGCGGCGCGCAGGGCCUCUUCUCGCACAACGCGAUGGUCAUGAUGCACAGCGCGAUGCGGGGCAUCGCCAUCGCGGAAGGCGACAUCCUCGGCCUCUCCAUCCGGCUGACAACCGACAUCCUCCUCGGCCACGUCGUCUUCCCGCCCCCGUCCGACCCGACCCACCCCCUCGCCCGACACGAAGCGAGCGUCCUCGCCGCCCUCCGCGCGACGCUCGCUGCGCACGGCCCCACCGCCGCCGCUGCCCGCCUCCUCCCGCACUGCCAGCCCGCGGUCGAGGCGAUCGGGCACCGGCUCGCGCACGACGCCGCGGCGGGCGCGCCGGGCGGGCGCGCGCCGCUCGUCGACCUCUUCGUCGCGCAGUGCGUCGCGCGCGACGCGGCGUGGUACGCGGAGCACGCGGGGCUCCCGCGCGACGCGCAGCGCGCGCGCGCGGACGCGGCGCACGACGCGGCGCUGCCCCUGCUUGGGGAGCUCGUGGCGGAGAUGGACGUGGGGGAGUACGUGGGCGCGCCGAUCGUGAGCGACGCGCGGUGGGCGGCGUUCGUGGAGGGGAUGGUGGUGCACGAGGGCGAGGCGCGGGUGGAGCUGUUCGGGGAGGAGCGGGGCAUGGUUGCGGUUGAGGAGGAGCAGGUGAAGCCUCUGAGGGCUCACCUGUGA
Epithele typhae is the source of this 1737-nucleotide messenger RNA. Its product is annotated as acyl-CoA dehydrogenase NM domain-like protein. Gene Ontology annotation, molecular function: FAD binding; fatty acid binding; acyl-CoA oxidase activity. Gene Ontology annotation, cellular component: peroxisome. Lineage: Eukaryota; Fungi; Basidiomycota; Agaricomycetes; Polyporales; Epitheliaceae. Bases 1 to 1737 code for a protein of 578 amino acids. Gene Ontology annotation, biological process: lipid homeostasis; fatty acid beta-oxidation using acyl-CoA oxidase. The record is from RefSeq and is a predicted model, not a curated record. The transcript is spliced from 7 exons.